AUGAUGAAACGUUGUUGUAAUCUUUUUGGAAGAAUAACUUCCGGCUUGAUGAUUCGCCAGAAAUUAUCAGAUAAUUCCGCAAAGGCUUUUCCGAUGAGAGGAAAAUACUUGGUAGUUUCACCAUCAUGCUCGUCUUCCUUGUUGUUUAGAGGAGUCCAAGUGUCUGCCAAGUGGAAUGAUGUAUGGGGAUUAUUUGAAAAUUCAAGUCCUUCUGUGCGGAAUUUCUCAACAAGCUAUAAACAAUACUUGGAACGAGAGGAGAAUGAAAAAGUUGAGGCACAACAUGUUGCUGAUCGUUCGGAUUGUAUUGUAGAGGGAACACACGAGAAUUUUCAAGCAAUUAUUGAAUCUGGAGAGCCAAUUAUUGUUGACUUUUAUGCUGAUUGGUGUGGACCAUGUAAAAAGCUUGGACCUGCUCUUGAAAGAAACACACUCAAGCAUGGGGGAGUUUUCAAAUUGAUUAAAGUGAAUAUUGAUGAACAGCCUCAGAUUGCCGAAGCAUUCCAGGUUCAGGAGGUUCCAACUGUGCUAUUUAUUAUGGAUCGAAAGCUUGUAGAUCGAUUCAAGGGAGCUAUACCUGAUGAAAGUGUUGCUCAAACUCUCGACAACUUUGCUCAGUAUGUGACCAGAACGAAGGGUGGAGGCUCAUUCGAACAGCAACAACAAGGUCCUACUGUUGAUGCUGACUCUCCCGAAUAUCUCUUGGGAAUUGCAGCGCAAUUAAUGAAGAAUGGAGAGCUUGAUGAAGCUUCAAAGGUUUAUAGUCAAAUAGUAGAAAAAUCAAUGGAUCAAGAGUUGCCAGAUUUUGCUGCUAAGGGAUUGUCAGGACUUUUAACAAUUUCACUUUGUCAAUACAAAAUGGAUGCAGCUAAAAGUAUUGUUUCCAGACUUCAAAAAGAUCAUAUUGAAUUAACAAAGACUGAUAAAGAGAUUUCUGAAGCCAUCUCUCUCUAUGAACUCUAUAAGGAGGCAGGAGAUGAAGUGGUUAAGGCCAUUCAUGAAGGAAAUCCAAUAGAAACCCUCAAAACAGAGAAGGAGAAGGUUCUGUAUUUAUUCUUAUUGGGUCAUGCAAAAGAAGCCAUUGAGCACGGAAUUUCCUUGCUAAAAAAGAGUGCUACAAAGGCUGAGGGAAGAGCAGCCCUCGUUCGUAUUUUAGAUUGUCUCGAAAAGAAGGAUGACAAGAAGAAGUUGGUUAUUGACACGAGAAAGAGGAUGGCUAGUUUAUUGUUUUAA
Naegleria fowleri is the source of this 1233-nucleotide messenger RNA. RefSeq lists its product as uncharacterized. The coding region runs from base 1 to 1233 and encodes 410 amino acids. Gene Ontology annotation, molecular function: protein binding; oxidoreductase activity, acting on a sulfur group of donors, disulfide as acceptor. The record is from RefSeq and is a predicted model, not a curated record. Gene Ontology annotation, cellular component: cytoplasm. The transcript is spliced from 2 exons. NCBI's taxonomy places the organism in Eukaryota, Heterolobosea, Eutetramitea, Acrasida, Naegleriidae.